AUGAUGAAGAUCUACCACGACGUGAUGGAAGGCGCGCUGUCAUGCUGGCUGGUCGAGCACACGUGCCCGUACAAGUCUCUGCCGUCAACUCCGAGCUCUACGAGCAGUGACAGUCAGCAGCAGUUUGGGGCAUUCCAGAACAUGCAGACGGAUUGGGGUCCAGAUUGGUCUAACCGCGUGUAUCGACGGGUCAUCAGGCUCGACCGGAUGGCAACUUCGUUGGGCCUGAAGAAACUGAGCACCGCUGAGGAGAGGAAGGUGGCGCAUGCUCUGAAUUCGGCGGUCAUGGCUUUUACGGCGCAGUGGGCACAGUCGAGUGAGAGGAGCAAAGCGCGCUGGUCUGCCGGCGACAGCCUGGAUCUUUCGCACAUAUUCCAGCCACCGGAGCCUGACCUAGAAGAAGAAUUCGACCGGACCUUGCAAAAGUCAUUUUGGAAUCAGGCUCGCAGAGCUCUGGAUGAGUGUAGCGAGAUCGACUCGUUCAGGGUGGUCUUCGCGGAGAUAAUUUUCGGCUUGACUCAGAAGUAUGCUGAGAAGUUUGCACAACAACCGGAUCAUCCUGGGGCGGCUCGAAAUGUUGACACGCCGGAAGCAGUAGAGGAAAUUCUGCGGGAUGACAGUCAACAAAUCUGGCUGGAACGAGCGACGAGGCGACUGCACGUUUUACGACGCCGUGUCGAGCUGCACGACAGGAACCUUCGGACGAAAGAGGACAAGGGUCACAGGCGAUGCGAUGACGAGUCUAAAAAGACAAUCGACCUUCUCUUCUGGUUGGCAGUCAUGUUCGACACAAUCAGCGCUGCCAUGACAGAAAGACCUCUCACCAUAUCAGACGAGGACAGUGGCAGCGUGGCUUUUGCACAGUCUUCUUCCCCUGUUACGGCGAAUGUCGCAAAGCAAUGGAACAAUAUAUUGAGCAAGGAUCAGCAAACAAAGGCCGCCGGGCUGCGUCUUCCACUCGCGGAUGAGAUUAUUGCACAGGAGCUGAUAGAUGCUGCGCCUGUCAAGGUGCUUCUCUAUCGAAAGGUCACCCGCCUCCAGUCCUUGAUCGCCCGAGAUGUAGACGGGGAGACAAUCCAGGACGCGAUAGAGGACUCGUUGAUGGUUUACCGGCACUGGGACCGUUUAUACCAACCGUUAUUUACCGACUGCAUACACCACCACCUCUCCCUCUCUGCUCGGAUACAGAGCUGGUACGUGUGUCUGCUUGGACACUGGUUGCUUGCCACUCUUCUGAUGGCGGACCUGAUCGAGUGCGUGGAUCAGCAAGCUUCGCGCGUGGAGUUUGGAUCUUGGGCGCGGACCAAGACGAGGGAAGCUCGCCACAUCCGCUCUGCCAGCGUCCGUAUGAUAUCUGACCUGGCGAAAGCCUCUACGCCCCGCCACGACGACUACGGAGAACUGGUUAACUUCCACCAUGCAGUCAGCGAUGGCGCUUUGUUGACAGAGCCUUGGACUAUGAUCUUGAUCAGGACGUUUUCUCGGGCGGCGGUAAUCCUUCUGGAAGGCAUGGGGCUGUCUGAUGUUGAUGGCAACAUUGUGUCAGAAACCUCGGUUGCUGACCUGAGGGACAAUUCUGACCGUUGUCAAGAUUGUGUGAAGGCUCUGUGGUACCUGGGACGGAAAUCCGACAUGGCGAGAGAGGUUGCGAAUGUCCUAGGACUUUCACUUCAUCGCACAAGGAUGAGAGUCCAUAUCUGA
Messenger RNA from Diaporthe citri, 1701 nucleotides. RefSeq lists its product as uncharacterized. The record is from RefSeq and is a predicted model, not a curated record. The coding region runs from base 1 to 1701 and encodes 566 amino acids. The transcript is spliced from 3 exons. Lineage: Eukaryota; Fungi; Ascomycota; Sordariomycetes; Diaporthales; Diaporthaceae.